AGGACACGUAUUCGACUUCGGCAAAACCAUUCUCAAGGAACGAAACCUUAGCCCUUUCGAGUACAGAAACUAGACCAACCCGCACCAACCGAUAUCUAGAUUUGUAAUCGGCCAUUUGAAUCAUGGCGACGACACAGCACUAUCUCUGGGCUGGAGGUCACUUCGUCCUCCUACUAUCCGCACUCAAGAUCUUCCUCUCAAGUGUAACCUUUGGCAGCCCCUCGACGUGGUGGUACAAGCUCAGCUUUACCGGUGCUUUGUUGAGUUAUGCCAUCGUUUGCCAGAAAUCGCUUGGUACGCCCCAACCCAACGCUGCUUACCUCCGACGGGCCCUCCUCGAUGAGAACGUCCAAUACUUCCUGCUCGCGCUCUACUGGUGGACCUCGAAACCCGUGACUUUUGCUCUGCUCCCAUAUGCCAUCUUCUCGCUCUUCCAUGCUCUGACAUUUGCACGAACGACCUUAAUGCCUCGAUUCCUCCCUCCUGGUCCUCCUGCCGCCAAUGGUGGUGCUCCUACUCCCCCACCACUUGCCAAGAGGCUUCAGGUCUGGGUCAAAGCCAACUACGACCGCGCCAUGUCUCUCGUCGCCUACGCUGAAAUCCUCAUCCUCGUUCGCGUCCUCCUCGGCGCUAUCACCUUCCAAAAUUCUCUUCUCACCCCUCUCAUCUACGCUCACUUCUUGAAGCAGAGGUACUACCAGAGCGCGUUCACCAGGCACGCUUUGGCCACUGUUGACAAGAAGUUCGAGGAGCUUGUUAUCAAGAGGCCCGGCGUCCCCCCUGUUGUGGGUACUGUUUACGAGCGCGUGAAGGGUGUUGUUAAGAGUUGGGCUGGAGGAGUGUUGCAGGGUGGUGCUCCUGCUGCCGCAGGUGGAAAUGGCAAUGGUCGCUAGAGGGAUGGUGUGAAGGACGAGGGGUCGUGGGAGGCAAUGUGGUACUGGUGGGUUUGAAUGUGGUGUGUUAACCUUUCGCGUCCGGUCUUUUCUUUGACGCUUGCUGUGAGUAGUAGGUGUUUUGAAAAAUUGGACGAUGGACCUUUCACGUUUCUUUUUUAAAUCUCGGGUUAUUAUUUGGCAACCUGAUAAUCUAUUGCUGUUGGGCGGAAGACGACCUAGACGUUCUCGCCCCGCUAUUCGAACCCACCACCUCUGCUAUAUGUAAAGUCUGACCCUCGUUAUUUCCCUAUUCUCUUAUUUUGCUAUUUGAUGCCCUUGCGCUCCUUGUCUUUGCUGAUGUUCUAGCAUAAUUAACGACCUUUGUAUG
Molecule: messenger RNA, 1263 nt
Organism: Coprinopsis cinerea okayama7#130
Lineage: Eukaryota; Fungi; Basidiomycota; Agaricomycetes; Agaricales; Psathyrellaceae
Exons: 9
Coding region: 123-893 (256 amino acids)
Biological process (GO): endoplasmic reticulum tubular network organization; membrane organization
Cellular component (GO): endoplasmic reticulum; membrane
Source: RefSeq, a predicted model, not a curated record